Messenger RNA from Amoebophrya sp. A25, 1636 nucleotides. NCBI's taxonomy places the organism in Eukaryota, Dinophyceae, Syndiniales, Amoebophryaceae. The record is from the annotation of a GenBank genome assembly.
AGACUGAAAUGGCAUGACAAUUCGAUUUGCAAAUGCGCAGCGCGAGUUUCGAAAUUAAUAAAUAUGAUUACUGACGAACGACCUAUGGUAAGUUUAUUUUUUCUUGACGAACACUCGAGACGCUUGCAUGUUUUAGCACUAGAAGUUCAGCUUUCGCUUUUCAGCACAUAAAGAAUACGUAUGAUCAGCACACAAAAAAAUGCCACACGCAGCUGUCGCCCACGACGAGAACGUCGAGGCAAGACUCUCGUCAUCGCCGGGAUCUGGACACCGUGAGGCUUAUGGCGAGCUGCGAAAGGCACUUAGGACGCUGGUGAGAAGAAGAAAACUGCAUGCUUUGGACGGACUAGAAGGACAGGAAAUCGUGGAGGUCUCUCUUCCAAACAUUCCAGUUCCUGGCUAUGUUCGUCUUGUCGAAGAUGUGAAAGGUGAAUCUCCAAAAAGCUCGUCCUCGUCCUCAACCCCACCGCUUUCCUCGUCGAGUUCGAGUACAAGGCCGGAUGGAACCGGUUCCGUUUUGUGGCCUGCUAGCGUUCUCUGUGCCCGCUUCCUGACAUCGACCUUUUUGCCGGAGACGAUCGCGCUCUCGGUGUCUAAGCGGGCUUUUAGUGUGGUUGAGCUUGGAUGCGGAUUAGGCUUGCCAGGUAUCGCUUGUGCUCAUUGGGGUUCUUCAACCUCGAGUGGGAGUCAUUUUCAAAACGGCAGAGAAGACGGUGGAAAGGAAGGCUCACGAGACCCGGAGCAACAUGACCUUCCUGUACGUGUGUGGCUGACGGACCAGUGUGCGGCUGCUCCGUCCGUAAAUCGCGACCUUCAGCCUGAAUGUGUAAGGGAACAAAUUGAAGUUGGAGUGCUUUCGUGGGGCAAGGACCAGGUUCCAGAAGACCGCAGGCAUACCGCAGAUCUUAUCCUUGGGACAGACUUGCUUUACUGUCAAGAAGCCUCCGUCAUGGAGAAACUUGUCGAAACUAUCGACGCUUUGCUGAAAAUAAAGCCGGAUCAUCACGAUGAACAUGAAGAAGUGGAAGCAGAAGGAGCAGGAGGAAACUUGCCAGGAGAGGAUUCGUCCUCUUCGAAUUCAACUGCCGCACGACCAUGCGCAUUGAUUGCGUUUGAGAUGCGUGGGACAUGGUUCACGCAGGUAGAUCUUUGCGACAUGGCGGAAGCUGCAGGAUUUCAGAUAGAAACGUUAGAGUUAAGUUUUCCUAGAAACGAAAACAAGCAUCUUUUUAAUGUUGAUUCUAGAGAGGUAAAGGUUUACAAGGGUGCUGAAGUCGAACAUCAAGCACUAGAGGUCCCACCCUCAGCAUCACAUACAAAUGACGAAGAUGACAACUGUCUGCGUGAUGACCCAACGAGGAACGACUUUUUCCUUUAUGUUUUGACGCGAGCCCGAUGUGGAUGAUUAUUAUCGAUCCGACCUUACACCCAUCCCCACAACCCCAUCUCCUGGUAUAUUCGACUUAUAGGGCAGAGAUCAUGCGCAAUCACGAAGCGCGGCGUAGAUCGAAGUAGUGUAGUCAUCUUUUACACUCCUGGAGUGGGUACAUUCAUUCAUUCCUUAUACGAAUACGGCGACAAUCACAAAGGUAUGAGCUAAAUAAGAUAAGAGCAGCAUUGAACAAAAGGAAAAUUC